GUCUUAUCACCAAACGGGGCUACGUCGUUAUCGUCUAACACCUGAUUGUGCGGCAAGAUUUGUGGAGCCGAAGUCCGAGGACGUCAUUAUUAAUUAUUACCACGGUUUAAGAUAUACAACCAUGUUUAUUACGUACUAGCAUCCAACACCUAGACUAUACAUAGAAUGGGUAUGCUAUGCCAUCAUUUUGCGACUAAUUUAUCAAUGAUAAAAUAAAGAGGGAAAAAUUCAAAUUCACAUAACAUUAUUAGUCGCAAAAUGGCGGCGUAGCAUACCUGUAUCCAUAGUGCCCUAACAUAAGUCAUAACCAGACUUAAAUGCUGAAAAUCAGUGCAACUACGUCUAUAGUACUCUAGUAGGCUAUACAGAUAUUUUGGUGCCAAAGGUAUUUUUCUACAGGUCUUCCGGUAGAGCCACCCAUACCACCACAUCACUACAACCACAACCACACCAUCACCGUCGUAGCCGCGUCUUGUUAGAGGUACGACUUAUAAGAAUUUAAGGCCACCAUCUUGCGAGUUGCAGCUAUUCCGCGUGUACAGACGCUUGUUACUCACAGUACCUACUUGUAAAACAAACAAUUUAAAGAGGACAUAUUGAAUAUGGAUCCGUUAAGAACCCCUAUUGAUGAUUGCGGGAUAAAUUCCAAAGUAUUGUCAAUCCCACUUAUUAGAUGCGAUGAACAAUUAGUAUUCAAUAAAAUGAUUAAAGAGGAAAAUAUUAAUUGUCAAGUCUUUAAAAGAAUUAUUAAAAAGGAAAUUAUUGAUGAUCAUGUAUUUAAUGAAAUUAAAGAGGAAAUUAUUGAUGAAACAGACCAUCGUAAUGAUAGUCAAUUAUUAAAAAAAAGUUCUAGUGUGGUGCCAUUUUCACUUAAUGUAAUAUGUGGUGGUCAAGAAUUUAAUGAAAAAAUUAAACAGGAAAACAUUGAUUGUCAAGUACUUAAUGGAAUUAUUAAAGGGAAAAUGAUUGAUGAUCAAGUACUUAAUGGAAGUAUUAAAGAGGGAAUUAUUAAUGAUCAAGUAUUUAAUACAAUUAUUAAAGAGGAAAUUAUAGAUGAAACUGACCAUCCUAAUAAUGGUCAAUUAUUACAAGAAAGAACUAAAACUGAAAAAGAAAACCCAAUUAAAACCGAAAUAAAAGCUGAAAUAGAUUUUAUUAACAGUUGUGAAUUUGAAGGAACAAUUUUUAACAAAAGCAACUCUUCAGAUUUCAUUACUUCAUCCAAUUUAACUAUACCUACAAGGACACAUACCGGAAAAAAGCUGCUUGAAUGUGAUUUCUGUGAUUUCAAGUUUUCUAAAUCAUCAACUUUAAUUGAGCAUACAAGGACUCACACCGGAGAAAAGCCGUAUAAGUGUCAUAUCUGUGAUGCAAAGUUUGUUAGAUCAACACAUUUAACAAGACAUAUAAAGAUACAUCCUGGAGAAAUGCCAUAUAAGUGUGAUGUAUGUGAUACUGGGUUUCAUCAAGCACAUCAUUUAAAAACUCAUAAAUGGACACACAUCGAAGGAAAGCCAUACAAAUGUAAUAUCUGUGAUGCAGGGUUUACCAAAUCAUCACAUUUAACUAGGCAUACAAGGACACAUACCGGUGAAAAGCCAUAUAUAUGUGAUACCUGUAAUGCAGGGUUUACUAGAGCAUCGCAUUUAACCGUGCAUAUUAGGACACAUACCAAAGAAAAGCCAUAUGAAUGUGAUAUCUGUUUUACAGGAUUUACUCAAGAAUACCAUUUAACAAGACAUACCCAAACACAUACCGGCGAAAAACCAUUCAAGUGUGAUGUAUGUGAUAAAUGGUUUUCUUCAAAAUGGUAUUUAAAAACGCAUUUAAGGACACACACCGGCGAAAAGCCGCAUAAAUGUGAUAUAUGUGAACAAGAAUUUUCUCAGCUAUCAAAUUUAAAAACCCAUAGAAAGAAAAGACACAUGCCGAAGAAAACCGUAUAAAUGUGUAUUAUCUGUAUUCUGUGGUAUAGCUUUUUCUAAGUCAUCAAAUUAAGAAAAACAUACGAGGAUACAUACCAAGAAAAGUCUUUAAGAAUGCAACAUAUUCAAGACUCAUACAAAUUAUAUUCUAACAAUACAAUUUAUUUUAUUAUUUAAAUAAUAUUAUAUUACAUAUAACAUUAGUACACAACAAAACCUAAAAUGUAUUCAUAUUUUUAUUGGUUUCAUUAAAUUUAGUCAUUUUAGACGUAUUAUUUAU
This is a messenger RNA of Acyrthosiphon pisum (pea aphid), 2205 nucleotides long. RefSeq names its product zinc finger protein 391. Lineage: Eukaryota; Metazoa; Arthropoda; Insecta; Hemiptera; Aphididae. Gene Ontology annotation, cellular component: nucleus. Gene Ontology annotation, molecular function: RNA polymerase II cis-regulatory region sequence-specific DNA binding; DNA-binding transcription activator activity, RNA polymerase II-specific. The transcript has 6 exons. The record is from RefSeq and is a predicted model, not a curated record. Gene Ontology annotation, biological process: regulation of transcription by RNA polymerase II. The coding region runs from base 603 to 1946 and encodes 447 amino acids.